AUGAAUGCCGAGUCGCCAUCCCAACUGGUGCAGAACUACCACCUUGACUGCCAGGCUGCUGUCAACAAACAGAUCAACCUGGAGCUCUACGCCUCCUACACGUACCUGUCCAUGGCCUUCUGCUUCGACAAGAAUGAUGUGGCCUUGAAGCACUUCAGCCAGUUCUUCCUGCGCCAGUCCCGUGAGAAGGGCGAGCGUGCUGAGAGGCUGAUAAAACUGCAGAAACAGCGCAGCGGCCACCUCAACCUCCGCAACAUCAGGAAGCCUGGCCACGACGACUGGGAGAACGGCGUGACGGCCAUGGAGUACGCCUUGAGCCUGGAAAAGUGGGUUAACCACAGCCUGCUAGAUCUGCACCGCCUGGCCACCGACAAGGGCGAUGCGCACCUGUGUGAUUUCCUGGAGCGUCACUAUCUGCACGAGCAAGUCAGGUCCAUCAAAGAGCUGGGGGACCAUAUCAGCAUCCUGCGCAAGAUGGGAGCCCCAGAAGCUGGCCUGGCCGAGUACCUGUUUGAUAAGCUCACCCUGGGCAGCAGCGACAAGAACUGA
Molecule: messenger RNA, 549 nt
Organism: Manis pentadactyla (Chinese pangolin)
Lineage: Eukaryota; Metazoa; Chordata; Mammalia; Pholidota; Manidae
Product: ferritin heavy chain-like
Exons: 1
Coding region: 1-549 (182 amino acids)
Biological process (GO): iron ion transport; intracellular iron ion homeostasis
Cellular component (GO): cytoplasm
Molecular function (GO): ferrous iron binding; ferric iron binding
Source: RefSeq, a predicted model, not a curated record